Messenger RNA from Sus scrofa (pig), 3943 nucleotides. It is a transcript of the gene SLC16A6, whose product is annotated as solute carrier family 16 member 6. Gene Ontology annotation, biological process: transmembrane transport; monocarboxylic acid transport. Gene Ontology annotation, molecular function: monocarboxylic acid transmembrane transporter activity. The record is from RefSeq and is a predicted model, not a curated record. NCBI's taxonomy places the organism in Eukaryota, Metazoa, Chordata, Mammalia, Artiodactyla, Suidae.
UUUUUUUUUUAAUCUGUGUUGGGAGCUUUUUUUUUGAGGGGGGUCGUUGGAGGGAGGAGGAGGAAACCACUUAACAGCUUAACAUUUUGGAGAGGUUAUUCCUAAUAAUCUUCUCUCUGACAGUUGGGAAUGGUCAGGGCCACCGGGAUGACGCGCUGUAGCCAGUGUGGGCAGCCUGGAGUUGCAUGUCGGUGGCCCCAGUACAGCUGGGGUCCGAAAACUACCUAAAGGCAGCUUUGGUCUCUGAGUGCCCCCGUCCCGGUUAGGGGCUCCGGGCCGUCGGGCGAGUCCCCGCCGCCGCGCUCGGCCCCCAGCAUGGAUUUUCCGCAUGAAGUUGCCUGCGCGUCACAAGAGCGAAAUGUCAGAGAUUAAGAAUGACCCAAAAGAAAUCACAGCUUUGUUCCAGAGCCAAUGUUUAUACUCAAGUGCCUGAUGGAGGAUGGGGCUGGGUAGUUGCAGUUUCUUUUUUCUUCGUGGAAGUUUUCACCUACGGAAUCAUCAAGUCAUUUGGUGUCUUCUUUAAUGACUUAAUGGACAGUUUUGAUGAGUCGAAUAGCAGGAUUUCAUGGAUAAUUUCAAUUUGUGUGUUUGUCUUAACAUUCACAGCUCCCCUCUCCACGGUCCUGAGCACCCGUUUUGGACACCGUCUGGUGGUGAUGGCCGGAGGGCUGCUGGUUAGCACGGGAAUGGUGACAGCUUCCUUUUCACAGAAAGUUUACCACAUGUACCUUGCCAUUGGCAUCAUCUCUGGUCUGGGAUACUGCUUUAGUUUUCUCCCAACUGUCACCAUACUGUCACAGUACUUUGACAAAAGACGCUCCGUGGUCACAGCUGUUGCUUCUACGGGAGAAUGUUUCGCUAUGUUUGCUUUUGCACCCGCCAUCACGGCCCUGAAGGAGACCAUCGGCUGGAGGUACAGCCUCCUCUUCGUGGGCCUCCUGCAGUUAAACAUCAUCGUCUGCGGCGCGAUGCUGAGACCCAUCGUCAUCAGCGGGCCGGGGACGCCCAAAGCCACCACCCACGAAAAUCGGAGAGAAGUGCAAUACAUGCUUGAGAACGAGAAAACGCGCACCUCCAUCGAUUCCAUUGACUCAGGAGUAGAACUCACUACCUCACCUAGAAACGUGCCUAGCCACCCGGGCGUGGAGCCGGAGCCCAAGGCCGACCUGCAGCAGAUCCUGGGCAAGCCCAGCUCCAAGCAGAGCGACCAGAAGCCCCCGCUGCUGGACUUCUCCGUCUUGAGAGAGAAGAGUUUUAUCUGUUAUGCAUUCUUCGGUCUCUUUGUCACCCUGGGAUUCUUUGCACCAUCCUUGUACAUCAUCCCCUUGGGCCUCAGCCUGGGCAUCGACCAGGACCGCUCGGCUUUUUUAUUAUCCACGAUGGCCAUCGCUGAGGUGUUUGGGAGGAUUGGCGCCGGCUUGGUCCUGAACAGAGAGCCCAUCCGUAAGAUCUACAUCGAACUCGUCUGCGUCAUCUUAUUGACGGUGUCUCUGUUUGCCUUUACUUUUGCGACGGACUUCUGGGGUCUCAUGUCCUGUAGCAUAUUUUUUGGUGCUAUGGUUGGGACGGUCGGGGGAACCCACAUUCCGCUGCUCGCCGAAGAUGACGUCGUGGGAAUUGAGAAGAUGUCCUCAGCAGCCGGGGUCUACGUCUUCUUCCAGAGCGUGGCGGGACUGGCUGGACCACCCCUGGCAGGUCUGCUCGUGGACCAGAGCAAGAUCUACAGCCGCGCCUUCUACUCCUGCGCGGCGGGGAUGUUCCUGGCCGCCCUGUGCCUGGCGCUUGUGAGACCCUGUAAGAGGGGGCUGUGCCAGCGGCCCCGCGCCCACGAGGGGACGGCGGAGACUCAUCGCGGGAAAGCUUUACAAGACAUCCCCGAAGACUUUCUGGAAAUGGACCUGGGGAAGCACGAGCAUAAAGGUCAUCUGAAAACGGAGCCAGUAUGACCCGCUGGCUGGCGUACACAUCAGCCGCCCCCGGCGGGGGCGCGGGAGGGGAGGGGGACCGGGGACCUGGCGGUGGAGGCUGACCACUCUACCCGCUUUCCAAACUACACUUUCAAGGGAAUGUAUACGCGAACACCACUACCAACAUCCUUUUUUUUUUUUUUCCUUUUAGGUUUUCCUUUUUCGCUUGUUUUUUUUUUUUUUUUUUAAGCCAAAACAAAAAUAACCCAAGAAGCCUUUGGGUAUAUCCGCCUGGCUGUAUUCAGUAGCAAUACCCAGAUACACAGAAGGACUCUGAUUCACGUUCCGGUUUUCACAUAGUGACAUGAAUUGGCAAAGUGGUUUUCAGAGCUCUCGCAUGUGAUAAACUAUCUUAGCAAAAUCUGGCCCAGCCCGUGGACAUGAGAUUGGCCAUUCAAAAAUAAUAAUAAUAAUAAUAAUCAUUUUUAAAAUUCCUGUUUUCAGAAAUCUGAACAAAUUGUUUAAAAGCCUUUGAAAAAUAUUGAGGUUUCCAUGAACAAAUUAGGGCCUCUGCAUUUUCCAAAGAGUCCAUGGAAUUGAAGCCCCGUGUAAGACCAAGCAUUUGGCUAAUUAACAGAAAUUUUUAAAAAUACAUAACUUGAACUUCAUCAAUGUGGAAGUUACCACUUCCUUCUAUGGCCAGUCAUUACCAGAAGUAUUUCCAUACAGAAUAUACGGCAUGGCAUUCAAAAACGUGUUUCCUGUUGCUUUUAAUUAUGCAGAAAUAUGUGAUUGUAGUGUCUUUAAUUUAAACCACUAUUUAUUAUUAAGUUAUUCUAAGAUGAUUAAAGUAAUCGAAAGCAAGAAAAUCUGAGACAGACGCAGAAUUUUUACCUCCUUUCUGCCGUCCUUUCAAUGCCUCAACGAAUACUUCUUAACUUGUAACGUCACUCUCAUAAAAGGCCAAGUUGUAAGGAUUCUUCAGUUUGAUUAAAGGCAACGCGUGAGAUUCAAAGGGGGGAGAACAAUGAGGAGCAAAUCGCCUUAGCUUUUUUUAAAUGAUUUGUUUUAUCACCUAAGAAUACUUGAGGAUCUUCUUUGAUCAGAAUUACAUUUCAUUGAAUUGUUGGCGCAUUUCUGAUUUUUUUUUAAAUCUGUUGAAGCAUUUCUGUAUUUCACAGAGAGUGGGAGAGACAUGUAUUUUACCAUCACGAUUACAUCGUAUAUAAACUUUGAUUGUGCUACGUUGCCAGAGGUAUCAGGUUAACUGGUCACUGUUUUGGGUUUUUUUGUUUUUUUGUUUUUUUUCAGAGUUACACUACAUGUAGAGUAUUUCUCAUGUGCGCAUUUUUCUGUAGAAGGGCAAGUGUGAGGCUCACAGGUGGGCUACGUACUCAUACGUCCUGAAUCUCACUCUACAUACAGGUGAUGGAUGGGUCCGUACCACUGCUCCAUCUUUAUUCAUCAUUUUACUGUUCAUUUAUGACAACUCAGGGGGAACAAACAUAUAUAACAAGCCUAGUUUGGUUACAGGUACACACAAGCUUGAAUAUUUCUCUGCACUGAAAUGAAAGUGGCAUAGUUCAUCACCCCUUGCUACAUUUUGUAUCGCAUUUGAUCAGCCAUAGAAAUAGGACAAUCUGUAAAGCUUUCGGGAGGGCGGAGGGAGGUAAUGACAAAGUGUCCGUCAAACAGACACACCGAAAACGAGGUGGAUGUAGCACAUCUCUGUCACUGCCAGAGAAGGACUUGGAGCUUGUGGCACUUUUGUAGACUUCAUGACUUCAGCACUUUACAACAUUUUUUACUAUGAAUGUUCAAUACCGUUUAAUAUUUAUAACUGGUCUCUGAGCGAUCUGCUCAACGUCCAUUCUGUUAGAUGCAUGAAAAAGAUAUGUAUGCCAAUUUCAGUAUGUCAGUAAUCGAGGUUUUAAAUGUUUGGAAGAAAAUGAAAACAGGAUUGCUGAUUUGUUCUGUAUUCUGUGACAUUCUGGUACUUCUAGAUUUGCAAUAAAUGUAUGGCUUUUUUAUUUAAA